UGUCUCUUGUUAUUAAAGAAGAAUGCUGAAUCCUUCUAUGGAGAAACAACCCCUCUCAGAUAUUCAAAGUCUUCCUCCUGGUUUCAGAUUCUACCCAUCUGAUGAAGAGCUCAUCGUUCAUUAUUUGAAAAAUAAAGUCACUUCAACUCCCCUUCCAGCUUCCAUCAUCGCUGAAAUCAAUUUAUAUAAAUAUAACCCAUGGGAUCUUCCAAAGAAAGCGUUGUCUGGAGAGGAUGAAUGGUAUUUUUUCACCCCCAGAGACAGAAAAUACCCUAACGGAGCUCGGCCUAAUAGAGCUGCAGCUUCAGGUUAUUGGAAGGCUACAGGGACUGAUAAACCGAUUCUUACUUCUUGUGGAAGCAAGAGUAUUGGAGUCAAGAAAGCUCUUGUGUUUUACAAAGGUCGUCCUCCGAAAGGAUUCAAGACAGACUGGAUCAUGCAUGAAUAUCGAUUACUCGAUACCAUGGCUUGGACCCAAAAGCGGAAAGGUUCCAUGAGGUUGGACGAUUGGGUGUUGUGUAGAGUGAGGCAAAAGAUCUGCGGCAACCCAAGGACCAAUUGGGAGGAUAUAUAUGAUCCUGUAAGUGAUCAAGAAGCCAGCUUUCUCCCAAAAAUGAAUGAGCUCUGGCCUGUGAGUACAAACCCUAGAAUGGAGAAUUUGAAAAGCCAUCUAUACGACGAUUGCCCCAUGAUACCUUACAUAUUUGCCUCUCAGGAUAAUUUUCCUUACGUUGACAGCACUACAGCAUCAUGCAUAAGCUUUCAAGAAAGUUUAAACCCCCCAUUUUCAGUUUCUUCUUUUGACAGCUUGUUCAACCCACAGAAAAGAAAGCUCAAUAUGCAAACAACUGAGCUAGAAGAUGAUUCUCCACAGAGUAAGAAAAUGGCUAAUCCGAGAGACGUUGAAAAGGAGGUAAUUAUAAUAUCUGUAAGUAACGAUAGCACGGCUGACAUGAACAUCAAUGAAACAGACCAGUCAGAGGGUGACUAUAAUGUCAGCCAUUAUCAGUGGAACACCAUCAUGCAAUUUCAAGAUCAGCUUCAUAACAUGUCUGGCCUUCACUGA
Messenger RNA from Mangifera indica (mango), 1066 nucleotides. Its product is annotated as NAC domain-containing protein 67-like. Gene Ontology annotation, molecular function: DNA binding. NCBI's taxonomy places the organism in Eukaryota, Viridiplantae, Streptophyta, Magnoliopsida, Sapindales, Anacardiaceae. The record is from RefSeq and is a predicted model, not a curated record. Bases 23 to 1066 code for a protein of 347 amino acids. Gene Ontology annotation, biological process: regulation of DNA-templated transcription. The transcript has 3 exons.